Molecule: messenger RNA, 4616 nt
Organism: Drosophila ficusphila
Lineage: Eukaryota; Metazoa; Arthropoda; Insecta; Diptera; Drosophilidae
Product: inositol polyphosphate-4-phosphatase type I A
Exons: 9
Coding region: 320-4150 (1276 amino acids)
Cellular component (GO): cytoplasm
Molecular function (GO): phosphatidylinositol-3,4-bisphosphate 4-phosphatase activity
Source: RefSeq, a predicted model, not a curated record
CACUGUCGCCCACAGCAGAUUUUCCAAUAUGAAGCAGCAGAGCAGUGCUCUUAUCUGUAGCUAAAUUUAAUUAGUUUGUUUAUCAUUAGCUAAAUAAAGCCAAGCGGUGGGGCAGGGGGAGACUCUCGGAGCAUCGGAUGACACAGCUCGUUGGCCAGCGGGAGCAGGCAGUGAGAGCGAGUGGCCGUUGCCAGCUGGGCAUCAUUAGCCACGGGCAAUAACAACAAGGCGUAACGAGGUCGCAGCAGGACCAAAAGGGAGGCGCAGGAGCAGGAGACGACGACGACGACGCAAACGACAACGCGACGCCGCCACCGCCAUGCGCUUUAACAAGUCGGAACUGAACUCCCUGGCCAGCAAUCCAGCGACGCGAUUCGACAAGGAGGGUCCGCUCAUCAUCAUUGACCGGCAGGAGGGCUUCCUGUGGCGCUCCAGCGAAGUCAGAGUUGAACGUUGGUGUAAACUGCGUGGCAAUUUACUGUUCUACCUCAAGGAUAAGGACCCCAAGUCAGCGGUGGCCGGCCUCCUGGUGCUGGAGAACUGUCGUCCGCGGAUCCAGAAUGAGGAGCGUGAUCCCGAGGGCUACGUAUUUGAUAUAGAUUUCAAGGACAGCACAUCGGAGCGCUUUAUCACCCGCAGCUCGGCAGAGCGACUGGCCUGGGUGAACUGCAUCGAACAGGCCUCCAGCGAGAAGCUGAACCUGCUGAUCCGCCAGCUACAGGAUAAGAUACUAGCCCAGCAGAGCCGCCAGCUGAACGCCACGGGAAUGGGCAAUCACAUUGAUCUGGGGAUGCCCGUAUCCUUGCCCUUGGAACAGCAGGUGCAGGAGCAGCUGCAGCUGCAGGAUGGCCGCGCGGAGGAGGAGGCGAUGGCCUCGUUUGAAGAACUCGACCUCUCGGAGCUGCCGAUUUGCGAGACGGCCCUCUCGUGUGAUUCCCUUCCGCUGGACACCUUGGGUCGCUCGCCCAAUCCGCAGGUGGUCUGUUCUCUAUUGCCGGCCACUGGAGAGGAUUGCGUUUGGCGGGAGCACGCGCGCACGGAGCUGCAGGAGCGCACUCGCAGUCCGCAGUUCCUCUGCACCAUGCGCUUCCAGCGGAGUGCUGGCUGCUCGGCCGCCACGCGACUUCGCUUCAGUGUCCUCGAUGUCCGCGAGAGGAUGACGCUCACCGCCCUUCCGCUGGGCCAUGCCGAGGUUAACCUGGGCGUUCUCCAGGACACCAGUCGGCUGCGACUGCCGCUCACUUCGCCGCGCGGCGAGUGUGGCUUCAUCACGCUGGCCUCCUGGUCACCCGACGCCGCCGUGGAGACCGGCCAGUCGGGCAACGGACCACCGCGUUCCAGCACUCAGCUUUUUGAUGGAUCAGCUUCGGGAUCGAGCGCCGCAACGGGAGCAGCCACCAGCGGCAGAAGGGCUCAUCGACGCACCCAAUCGCUGCCUCCGAAGUUGGGCGUCCGGUUGUUUGUGCCGCAGCAGUGCGGCCUGCAAAGGGUGUGUUCCAAUCCCCGCCUGCGCACCUACCGCCUGCACUCCUCCCUGGGAGCGGACAUCAGUGUGCAGGAGACGCUGCUGGAGGCGCGCCUGUGCUGCCAGCUGCCCCAGCAGCUGCUCUCCAUCUGGAUCCAGCGCGAGAAGGAGCUGCUGCAGGAGAUCUCCGGCAUGGGCGAGCUGAGCGGCGAGUGGCGCUGGCGGCAGAUGAACCUGCUCGAGGAGCACCUGCGCCUGCUCAAGGACUACUCGCAGGCCAAGCAGAACAUCCAGCAGCUGGCCCGCGAAGGCGUCUCCUUCAAGCGCUCCUCGGCGAAGGCGGACGAGUCGCUGGAGUUCCUGCCGGUCAAUCUGCACGUGCAGCGGAUGUGGGCCCAAAACGAUACGCUGCAGCGAAGGGGACUCCUGGACGUGGUCACCGUGGGCGCCUUCACUCGCCACGAUGCCAAGGGACGCAAGUGCGGCGGUCUCAUCAAACUGCUGCAGGAGAGCAAAUCGUGGAAGCUGGAACAGAGCAACGCGUGCAAGGUGCAGGCUGCCAACGACGCGGUGCAGGCCACCAAGCAGCUGCGCAAGGAGAUCGUCGAGCUGAUGUCCCAGCUGCUGCAGUUGGCCGGCCGGAGGAGCUCCAAGGACAUGAUGCCGCUGUGCAACCAGAUGGUGGCGCGCACCCGCACGCUGCUCAACAUCUGGGAGCCGAGCAUCGUCGAGGAGGCGGUGGCCUUCAUCGAGCGCCAUCGCAUCAUCGAGGAGCCGGAGAACGUGAUGAUGGAGCCGAUGUCGCCGUUCCGCAAAAUCACCCAGCAGCUGACGGCCUUGGAGUUGAAGUCGCCGGAACUGGAGGACUUUGCCACGCCGGUGGUGGCGCCCCCAGAUCUCUGGCCACGCGGUCAGCCGCCGCUGAUGCGCUCGAACAGUUGGCAUCCGAGCAACAGCUCCCCGUCCAGUUCGCUGGACAUUCGAGCCAUCGAUUCGCUGCAGCACGUGGUGAAGUGCUACAACGAUCAUUUGAGGAGCUUGGAGCAGGGCAGGAGCCCGCGUGGGAACGAGGAGGAGGAGGAGGCGGCCACAUAUCAGUCGUUGCCGCUGGCUUGGCACUCGCGACCGGAGGAGACCACCACGCAGGCUCCACAACCGCCAGCUGAUGCGCCAUCCGUGCUGCAGCUGAUCGACUUGGACGAGAUGGUGGGCAGGCAGGCGCAGCAGCGGCGGAAUCAGCAGCAGCCGCCGGCCGGCUUCCUGGAUACCAAGCUGAUGAGCUCCUCGCCGUCGGCCAACUACUAUCGGCCCACCGAGGAGCCGGAGCCCCUGGAUCUCACCCAGCUGAACAUCGAGGCGAGCGUGAUGUGUUUGGUCAGCAAGCUGAAGUUCUUCUGCGGUCGCUGCGACAGUCCAGCGAUUCGGCUGCGCCAUCCAAAGGCUCCCAUAAAACGGGAGGGAUUUGCAGUGGCGCCGCAACAGGCGCCGGAUGUGAUUGCUGCUCCCAGGGCCGGCAAGCAGCCACCCCAGCUGGAGCUGGAUCUCAAGCCCUCCGGGGAGGGUGGCAACGGAUCUGGAGUGACUCUGCCGGCGGCCGUGAAGAAGGGCAACAAGUUCACCGACGGCCUGGACCUCUCGAUGACCACGGACUGGGCGGCGGAGCUGCGGCCCAGCAUGCGGAAGCUGCGCCACGCCAUGGACCGCCUGCUGAAGACCGCCAGGCUGAUGCACUCCGUGCAGCGACUGCAGCAGGACAUGCGCUGCAACAGGCUGCAGGCGAGCAUCACCUACCGCCGGGACGUCUGCUUCUCCCAAGCGUUAACCGCUCUGGUCAGCUCCCUGAUGCUGCGGCUGUGGGGCAGCGAACUGGACAUGGGCUACCUGGUGAUGCUCCGGGAUCUGGGGCCACUGGCCUACUUCGAGGGCCUGCUGACGCUGUACGGGAACGAGGCGGACAUGUGGAGCGACAUGUGCAUCGCCAUCGAGGACCUCUCCGCGGUCAGUUUCCAGUUGGUGCGUGCGCAGGGCGAGGCGGCUCUGGCGCCCACUCCCCGAGUCACAGGAUCUCGCCAGGCACUCGAGGUCCAGCUGCCCGUUCCGGAGCACUCCCUGCCGGGCAACGGCACCUCCAUCUCGUUCAAGAUCACGCCCGUCUUCUUCAACAUCGGCAUCAACGAGAAGGCCAGCUUCGCGGAGACCUUGGGCCAAACGCGGGAGCAGCACCGCUCCAACUGGGACAACUAUCUGCGGCUGAGUCAGUACUUCGGUCGCUAUCGCAAACUGGGCCUCGGCACAGUGGACUCCGGCGAGUCCCUCCAAUCGCUGCUCGGUUUCAUGGAGCAGCAGCUGCGGGCCAACGUCUCGAAGAACGUGAAGAUCCUGCACUUGGCCGAGGACGCCUGCCGGCUGAUGGACGGUCUGCGGUUCACCUCCUGCAAGAGUGCCAAGGAUCGCACCGGAAUGGCGGUCACCCUGGAGCAGUGCCGUGUCCUCGUGCGCGAGUUCCAGCUGCCGGCCAAGCACGUGCCCUACGCACUCAGCACAAUGCGAAGUGAGGGCACGCGCAUGGACAACGUUCUCAAGAAUAUUGGAAAGCGAAAGUACGCCUUCAACCGAACUCAGGUCUCCUUUCUGCCGGCGAUGUACAGACCCCCAGUUGGAAGCUACGGCAAGGCGCAAACUUAAUGCUUCCACUCGCAAUCGUGAUCCGUUCCUGGAUGUCCAAGUACUUAAUGGGAUUCGAACGGACCGUGGGCAGCUGAAUCCAGAGAUAUAUAUCAUUUAUAGAAAGCAAAAGCAGGAGCAGAGCAAAGCAAAACAAAACGUAUAAAACUGUGCCAAAAAUACAAAACAAUUUAACCAAUUUUGCGCAAGGCAAGCAAAACGAAAUGAGAGAUCAAGUAAAAAGUAAAUAGGAAACUAAUUAAUUUAGCACAUUAAAGGAGAAUCUUCCGGACAAUUGUUAACGCAUCACACAACUCUAAUUCCAAGUCCAAUUCGAUGGCAUGCCCCCGCUAUAUAUUCCCCCUCCCCCUUCCAAUAUUUAUUUAGGCUAUACCCACGUAGUUGUAGUUUGCAGAUGAGGCAAUUGUGUACUUUUAGCGACUCAUGUACUUCCAGUGAAUAAAAACAAACUUGUUAACCACUAUUA